CCGGUUUACAGUUUCGGCGUUGCCUCUAGCCCUACGUUUUCCAAGCCAUCUCUGUUCUGAUCGUCGAGGCUGGUGAAGAUGUACAUCCCAGACACAUCCCGCAAGUACACUCCUGAGGAAAAACAACAGCUACUCCAGAAUCUCGACAUUGAAGUCGAACACCGUGUUCGUCAGCUUGAGGAAUGGCUCGCAGACGCGCUCACAAAUUUUCGGCUUCACCAAGAAGGGCUCAUCUCCCGAAUUCCCAAACUCGUGCGCGGCGUGACCAUGAGCGAGUUUGCUGAUACCUAUAAUGGCGAUAUUCAAGCGUGUCUUCGUGGUCUCGUGGGCGGUGCUCCGCCAAACCUUGAGAUCGACCGUGAGACUCGCAAGCGCAAGUGGGAGGAGGCCAGUGAGGGCGAGCGCGCCGUUAAGAAUGCGAGGAUGAUGCAUGCCACUCCCAAGAAGAAGCUUCCACCUGCUAACACGGGAACUGCACAACGCGUUCGCACAUUCUCUGCCGCAGUCCCGCGUACUCCUGGACAACUCCGCACGACCUUCCGCUUCCCCUCCGUCAGUCCGCAGAAACCGUCUUCCCUCAGAACUCCCUCUAAAUUACCUCUCCCCUCCCCCUCCAAAGCUCCACCUUCGCCUGGCAAACCUAUGCCCUCACAUGCCAAGCAACCAUCUCAGGCAAAACGCCCGCCCACCAGGGCAACCUUCGCCCCAACCUUGCCUGUUAAGACGCCCGCUUAUCCUACGCUCCGUGCACCCCGGCGCGAUGAGAGCAUGCUUAGCCUAAAUGGUUCUCCGCUAGCUAACCCUUAUAAGCUCGGUUUGGAGUGGUUUGCUACUGAAGAGGAAGACGGUAUCGAUGCCAUGGACGUGAAAACCAAAGGCAAAGGAAAGGAGACACGAGUAGAUACGCAAGGCGAAGGCAAGACUCUAAGACGCGUAAACAGUAUAGUUAUCCGGCGUGAUCCAUCCGUCUCGCUCGUCCCUUCUUCCUCCAGCCAGACCACCUCCCAAACUCACUCACGGGCCAACUCUCAAACUCAAAACCAUUACCGCACACACUCACGUACCAAUUCACGCACGGCAGCUCUCGUCCAGGAGCCGACGCCCAAAAUCGCUACACCUUCCCUCCUGCCUUCCAGCUCGCUCUCGUCCCUCCCUUCUUCAUCCUCUGCCCGCGCGGUCGUCGCGAUCUCAACCUCCGAUGGACACGUCCUCGAGUUCGACCCACUACAAACAUCACCCAGCGCACUCGAUGCACUCGUAGGUAUCACCAACAGCGCGAAGAAGCAAGCACGUGAGGAGAUGGGGCGCUUGGUGCAGGCUGCGGUGAGUAAGUGGAGUAUCGCGUAGCAGGCGCCGUGCGGGCCCGCGUCAGGCGUGCCACAAUUCGCGACGCCAUAUAGUACCUUGUAAUAGAUUUCGAUUCGACAUUCAUCUCGCUAACGCACCUGCUGAAUUCUCGUGUUCUAGUUAUUUAUUCCGCAUACGAGCCUCGAUGUAAAGAUGUAGCGCUAGCAUAUAAAAUUAUGGACACCGUUCGCAUCGAGGCAAAAAUCGUCAUUGCUAUUUAUUUUUGAAGGCUUGAAGGCUAGGG
Suillus paluster is the source of this 1591-nucleotide messenger RNA. RefSeq lists its product as uncharacterized. The transcript is spliced from 3 exons. Lineage: Eukaryota; Fungi; Basidiomycota; Agaricomycetes; Boletales; Suillaceae. The coding region runs from base 79 to 1347 and encodes 422 amino acids. Gene Ontology annotation, cellular component: chromosome passenger complex; spindle midzone; chromosome, centromeric region. The record is from RefSeq and is a predicted model, not a curated record. Gene Ontology annotation, biological process: mitotic sister chromatid segregation.